GCGUGGGCGCCUCUUCUUCCCAGCCCGGGGGCUGCCCAGGACGGACACGGAGUUCCAGACCGGGGACGUGGGUCUCUCAGAUACGUUCCCUGCGGGUCCAUUUUGGGGGAAGGGUAGCUAGGAAGUGGGGAGGCGGUGAUCCCGGGCUUUGGAUGGGGUUGGGGGAGGGGAACCAGGAGAGGGGAACCCCAGAGACCUCAGGAGUCAGGUCACAAUGCUGCGAGGGUGGUUGUGGGUGAAUAAUGGUGUGGCUGCCCCGUGUUGGUGUAUGGUUGGUUGUGUAACUGGUUGUGUGGUUCUCUGGCUGUGAUGAAUUCGGGUGUGUCCGCUGAUGUGUGUGUGUGUGUGUGUGUGUGUGAGAGAGAGAGAGAGAGGGGGGGGGAACGCACUGGCUUCUUUAGGGUGUCUAUGACCGCUUGCACUGUGUGUCUGGGUAUCUAGUUGUGUGGUCUGGCUGUCAUUUUGUGGUUACUGUUGUGUUCUUUCUGAUGGUGUGCGUGCCUUUUUUGAAAUCUGGCACGUGUCUGAUCUUACAUGCCCUUUGUAUGUGUGUGGCUGCAAGUCCAUGUCACACAUGUCACAUACACCCCUGCCUGACCAUGUGGCUGAGAUUGUGGAUGGCACACUGUCUCGCCUAUGACUGGAGGGGGUGUUUGUGUGCGUGACUGUCAUUGAGUGCCUUGUAACUGGGGGUGUGACUCUGUGACCCAUUCUGUGACUCUCAUUGUGUGGAGUGACUCCGCGCUGACUCUGAAGUGUGUUGGCAACCUUGAGUCUAUGGUGGUGACUGUGCUGGGGUAAGGGCUUGUAGGGGGCUGGGAUGUCUCUCUGACUGUGUGCUUGAGGGGGUAUGUUCUAUCCGUGUGGGUGUCUAUGACAGGCCAUAUGCAAAAUCUGUGUGUGUGUGUGUGUGUUUGUGUGUGUGUGUGUGUGUGUGUGUGUGUGUGUGUGUGUGUUUAGGAGUACUGGGUACUUAUGUGAAUGAGCAAACCUGAUUUGCUCAGCAUGAAACAGGCACCCCACACAGUGUGCUUGGAUCUUGCUGUGGAUUAGAUGAAUGUCAUCUUCUGAGGUGUCCCUGUCUCUAGAGUCUGGGAUGGAAGCCCUGACUGGGCUGUAUCUUGUGGGAGUACCCAUGAGAGUCACUGUACAUCUGGAACCUGUGGUGACCGUCUCUUCAAUAUGUCACUCUGUGGAGUAGGCCUCAAUGGAGCCCUGGACACACAGAGCCUACCCUCACCUUCCUGGGCCUCAGUUUCCACAUCCGUGCAAUGGAGAUGAGUGUCCUUGCCCUGCUGGCCUCCAGGAGUGGCUGUGAGUUGGUGGUGGUCGAGGUGGAGGCCUGUGGGAAGCCCUAGGGUGCCUUCACAGGCCCAGCCUUCACCAUGGCUGGAGGGAGACCUCACCUGAAGCGGAGUUUCUCCAUCAUCCCCUGCUUCGUCUUCGUGGAGUCUGUGUUGCUGGGCAUUGUGGUCCUGCUUGCGUACCGCCUGGAAUUCACGGACACCUUCCCUGUGCACACCCAGGGCUUCUUCUGCUAUGACAGCGCUUAUGCCAAGCCGUACCCCGGGCCUGAGGCUGCCAGCCGGGCACCUCCUGCCCUCAUCUAUGCUCUGGUCACUGCUGGGCCCACUUUCACGAUCCUGCUAGGGGAGCUGGCACGUGCCUUCUUUCCUGCUCCCCCAUCAGCCAGUCCUGUCAGUGGGGAGAGCACCAUCGUGUCCGGGGCCUGCUGCCGCUUCAGUCCCCCACUUCGGAGGCUGGUCCGUUUCCUGGGAGUGUACUCUUUUGGCCUCUUCACCACGACCAUCUUUGCAAAUGCGGGACAGGUGGUGACCGGUAACCCCACACCUCACUUCCUGUCUGUGUGUCGCCCCAACUACACGGCCUUGGGCUGCCCACCACCGUCCCCUGACCGGCCAGGGCCUGACCGCUUCGUUACGGACCAGAGCGCCUGUGCAGGCAGCCCCAGCCUGGUGGCCGCUGCACGUCGCGCCUUCCCCUGCAAGGACGCGGCCCUGUGCGCCUACGCGGUCACCUACACUGCGAUGUACGUGACCCUAGUGUUCCGCGUGAAGGGCUCCCGCCUGGUGAAACCUUCCCUUUGCCUGGCCCUGCUGUGCCCCGCCUUCCUGGUGGGCGUGGUCCGCGUGGCCGAGUAUCGCAACCACUGGUCGGACGUGUUGGCAGGCUUUCUAACUGGGGCAGCCAUCGCCACCUUUCUGGUCACCUGUGUUGUGCACAAUUUCCAGAGCCGACCCCCCAUUGGUCGAAGGCUCUCUCCCUGGGAGGACCUGAGCCAGGCCCCCACUAUGGACAGCCCCCUCGAAAAGUUAAGUGUGGCCCAGGAACCCGAGACCUGCAGGCCGCAUUCGACACCGGCACGGCUCACCCCAUCCAAGCCGCAGAACUGUGCCCGCCGUGGCCACCUGAUUCCCAGCUGUGUGUCCUCCAGGGCCCCAGCCAUGUGCUCCUCACCCCGUGUGCCCCGCCCUCGGCUGAGGUCUGAGCCAACACCCCUGCCGCUACCCAUGCCCCUGCCCGCACCGACUCCCAGCCAGGGUCCCUCGCCUUCGUCCCCUGGACCCGGAGGCCCAGGCGGGGGAGGUGGACGCGGCAGGAAGCUGCUGCUGCCCACGCCCCUGCUACGGGACCUGUACACCCUCAGUGGACUCCAUCCUUCCCCCUUCCACCGCGACAACUUCAGCCCCUAUCUGUUUGCCAGCCGCGACCACCUGCUGUGAGACCCACCACCUAAAAUAUGCCCAGUGUUCCCCACCCCGUUUCUUCCCUGCCACGCGUGCGUGUGCCACGUGAGUGCUAAAAGACCCUGACCCCCAAACCAGCCUGGCUCGGAGUCAGAAGAUGGCUGGAAGGACACUUAGGGGUUGGGGUGGGGUUCUCUUGACUGAUCUUUGGUCUUCUGAGACAUCCGGAUAAGCAAAAAAUGACCAGGUGGGCUCAUUUCCCUAGGACUGCCCUUUUAACGGCUGACGCUUGACCUAACUGGCCAUUGCCUGGGCUCCUAGUUCUCAGAAUUCAACCUAAAAGUUUACUCCAGCCAAUGGGAACCUCUCACUUCUUAGCUUUCUCAAGCAAGAGGGCAACUCCCGCCAACGUUCAGUGUCUAAACAGCCAAUAGGAGCCCUUGGCUUUCAGAAUUGCCAAGAGUGGGUGGGAAUGAUUCCAAUCAAUGGGGGACCGCCCGUGUCAAAGCCAAGUCAAAGCCAAGGAGGGCUAUCCAGACUCUCCCUAGAAUCAAGGAGUCCAGCUGGAGGGUGAGGGGCAGGCUCCCCCAUAGCAGGAUCCUGCGGCACCCCAACCCUCCUAGCUUCUCUCCCAGGUGCACCCUCACACCCUCCAACUCUCUACUUUUUCCAGUUCACAGGUUUUGGAGUUUCGGGUGCUGUCUCCCCUUGGCUGUGCCCAGGGCACCCCCAAACCUUCUAUUAUUUAUUAGGGCUGUGGAAAAAUACUUUAUUUUCUUGGGACCCACCCUUCUUCAUAGGGACCCCCUAUGCCUCAGCCUCAUACAGAUGUACCAUCUUGUGGGGCAAGGGUGAAACAGGAGGGGGUUCUAUCCCGAAUAGCCAAAAGCAGUGGGCAGAUGAGACACUGUCCCCCCUCCCUGCCUCCUUCCUCAUCUUUAAUAAAGACCUGUUUGUAACAGAA
Molecule: messenger RNA, 3672 nt
Organism: Arvicola amphibius (Eurasian water vole)
Lineage: Eukaryota; Metazoa; Chordata; Mammalia; Rodentia; Cricetidae
Gene: Plppr2
Product: phospholipid phosphatase related 2
Exons: 9
Coding region: 1386-2744 (452 amino acids)
Biological process (GO): phospholipid metabolic process; signal transduction; phospholipid dephosphorylation
Molecular function (GO): phosphatidate phosphatase activity
Source: RefSeq, a predicted model, not a curated record